CUAAAAGUACCAAAAUACCCUUCCAAGAGAUAAAACAAACAAGAAGAAAACAAGGAUAUCGUUCAUUCUACUUUUUCUCUUUCCAUCUUCAAAAUCAUAAAUGCAAACCAUUUUUAAUGAAUCAUGGGAACGUUUCAAAGCUUCAGAAAAGCUUAUGGAGCUCUCAAGGACUCCACCAAGGUUGGCCUUGCCAAAGUCAACAGUGAAUACAAGGAGUUGGAUAUUGCAAUUGUAAAAGCUACAAAUCACGUGGAAUAUCCUCCCAAAGAACGUCAUGUUAGAAAAAUAUUCUAUGCCACGUCAGCACACCAGCCAAGGGCAGAUGUGGCAUACUGCAUUCACAAACUUUCUAAGAGACUUUCCAAGACACGAAGUUGGAUAGUUGCUAUAAAGACAUUGAUAGUAAUUCAUAGAACUUUGAGAGAGGGUGAUCCUACCUUUAGAGAGGAGAUUCUUAACUACUCACGCAGGGGACAUAUUCUCCAAAUAUCCAACUUCAAAGAUGACUCAAGUCCUCUAGCUUGGGAUUGUUCUGCAUGGGUUCGAACCUAUGCAUUAUUUUUAGAAGAAAGACUUGAAUGCUUUAGAGUUCUUAAAUAUGACAUAGAAUCUGAGCGUUUAACAAAAUCAUCACCCGCUGUAAAUAAAGCACAUAGUAGAACUCGAUCAUUGGCUAAUGAUGAUUUGUUGGAACAAUUACCUGCACUACAACAACUUCUAUAUCGCCUUAUUGGUUGUCAGCCUGAAGGAUGUGCAUACAACAAUUAUAUAGUACAAUAUGCGUUGGCCCUGGUUUUGAAAGAGAGUUUUAAAAUAUAUUGUGCACUUAAUGAUGGGAUUAUCAAUCUUGUGGACAUGUUCUUUGAUAUGUCAAGACAUGAUGCAGUGAAGGCUUUAAAUAUUUAUAAAAGAGCUGGCCAACAGGCUGAGAAUCUUGCUGACUUCUAUGAAUACUGCAAAGGCUUGGAACUUGCUAGGAAUUUCCAAUUUCCAAUACUAAGACAGCCACCUCCUUCUUUCCUUGCAACAAUGGAAGAAUACAUUAAAGAAGCACCCCAAACAGGCUAUGUUAACAAGAGAUUGGAGUAUCAGGAAAAUGAUGAAUCGCCUAAAGAAGAUUCAGAAUCUAAUGAACCUGAAGAGCCUCAAGAAAAUGAGGAACAAGCUGAGGAAGUCAAUGAGGAAUCACCAGUAAUAGAAGAAGAAACACAACCUAAGGAAAAGGAAGUUGAGCCUCCUCCUUUGAUAUCAACAGAUGAUGCUAUAGAUGAUUUGUUGGGUCUUCAUGAAAUAAACCCAAAAGCUAUGGAAAUGGAGGAAAGCAAUGCUAUGGCUCUUGCAAUUGUACCACCCGGUGGAAAUAAUCCAAACAAUCUUGCCUUAAGUAACAUUGAAGGGACAAAUGGUUGGGAACUUGCAUUGGUUGCAACACCAAGUAAUCAUACUAGUCAAGCUGUUGAUCGCAAAAUGGCUGGUGGUUUUGACAAGCUAUUAUUAGACAGUUUAUAUGAAGAUGAAAAUGCUAGGAGACAACUUCAGCUCCAAAAUGCAGGUUAUGGACAUGGGGAAGCAAUGGACAUACACAACCCAUUUGAUCAUUAUAAUAACCAAAAUGAUCCAUUUGCAAUGUCUAAAAACAUAGCACCUCCACCCAAUGUGCAAAUGGCACUAAUGGCUCAACAACAACAACAGCAACAGCAAGAGCAACAAAUGAUGUUCCAACAACAACAACAACAAAUGAUGUACCAACCACAUCAACACAACAUGAUGAUGGUCCCUCACCAGCAACAACCAUAUAACCAAUAUCCUCAACAGAUGCAAGGUUCAAGUUCUCAUAAUCCAUUUGGGGAUCCUUUACCCGUACCAAACUAUUAUCAUAGUGCCAUGCCCCAAGAGGGAAAUUACAAUUUAAUGUAGAGUGUCUUCUUUGUCA
Molecule: messenger RNA, 1933 nt
Organism: Cajanus cajan (pigeon pea)
Lineage: Eukaryota; Viridiplantae; Streptophyta; Magnoliopsida; Fabales; Fabaceae
Product: putative clathrin assembly protein At5g57200
Biological process (GO): clathrin-dependent endocytosis; clathrin coat assembly; vesicle budding from membrane
Cellular component (GO): clathrin-coated pit; clathrin-coated vesicle
Molecular function (GO): 1-phosphatidylinositol binding; phosphatidylinositol-4,5-bisphosphate binding; clathrin heavy chain binding
Source: RefSeq, a predicted model, not a curated record